Molecule: messenger RNA, 907 nt
Organism: Mangifera indica (mango)
Lineage: Eukaryota; Viridiplantae; Streptophyta; Magnoliopsida; Sapindales; Anacardiaceae
Exons: 4
Coding region: 144-707 (187 amino acids)
Source: RefSeq, a predicted model, not a curated record
UUCUCUACAGUAAAUUUUAUUUUAACUGUUUAAAUAUUUUUUUUGCUUUUGUUGCUGUUUUUGUCGUUUUUCUUUUUUUUCCGGAAGUUUCCGGUAGUUUUACAUGCAGGUUCGACACUGAUCGUGAAUUAUUGCUGAAAAACAUGACCCACAGCGAAGAAGAGAGCGUGAGCAUGAAUAUGAGCUUAGCUUCAAGUAGUAGUGGAUCCAAACGCUCUGCUUCCUCGCUUACCAGUGAAGCUACCUCCUCUGAUGAUUAUCGAGCUCAUAAUCUUCCGAUCAUCACCCUGGUGGCUCGCUGUCACGAAAUGAAAUUCAAGGUCUUGCGAAAGAGUCACUCGAAGAUCAGCCGGAAACUCGCAGCCGCGAAGCCGCAGCCGCCGACUGUUAAAUCAGUUUCCUCGGGAUCCCUGUCAACAGAGGCUGGAUCCUGCUUGUCAAGCAGCGCAAGCGCGCGAAGCCCCUGCAUGAGCCAGAGGAGGAAACCAGAUCGCGGCUCACGCGGCUCGACACACAUUCAGCGGCAAGCCGAUGCAAUUCUGAAGCUGCUCUCUUCCGGCGGUGGUUCCUCCGAAACGAAGAUACGUCGGCUUCUUGGUGAUAGUCCUGACACCAGCAAAGCACUCAGAAUGUUGUUGAAGCUGGAUGAAGUCAAGAGAUCAGGCGCAGGAGGGCGUCAGGACCCUUACAUUUACACGAUAGUAUGAGUUAUUAGAGACCAGACCCAGAAAGAGCUAGGUAAAUACAUAGAGAUUUGGCAUCCCAGAAACAGGGAAAACAUUGACACAACGGAUAGCUAAAAGUGAGAUUAUAGCAGUAAUUAGAGUUCAUUAGCCUGGUAAUAAAGUAUAGAAUCAUACAGUCUUUUUGUUACUUGGCUAUCUUUUACAAGCAUUACUUGCAAACU